AUGCCUCAACAAGAUUCAGUCGAGAGGAUAAACAUUCAUGACAGUACUGAGAUUAACCAGGUAGCAGAUGCUUUCCGAAAUUCAUUGGAACGUAUCGGAUGCCACAACCCGUUCCCUGAAGCUGUAAGAAUUGCAAACUAUCCUAGUGAAGACUGGCUAUCGGAGGUUCAGAGACGGACCCCGUCGAGCACGGGUAGGCCGUUAGAAGAUGUACUGCGAGAAGCCGACGAGAUCUUCUCAUAUCGCAUCAGCACAAAGCAUCCUCGAUUCUUUGCAUUCAUUCCAUCACCAGUCUCCCCCAUGUCAUGGCUGGGAGACUCGCUCUCUUCCGCACACAAUACCUAUGCAGGAAGCUCAGAGUCAGGAUCCGGCGUCUGCGCCGUGGAAAAAUCUUUGAUCGCCUGGAUUGCUGAACGCUUCGGCUUGCCUUCGUCUGCAGGUGGCCAGUUUGUGUCCGGGGCAUCGAUGGCGACUUUGACUGCAGUUGCCGUUGCCAGAGACCAGCGCUUGGAGGCUGAGCUGCGGCACAGAGCGACCGUGUAUAUAUCGGAUGAGUCACACUUCUGUAUUACGAAGGCGCUUCGCGUCGUCGGCAUACUGGAUUCCCAGAUCCGGACUAUCCGCUGUGAUUCGAAAUACCGCAUGGAUAGCGACCAUCUCCGUCGUGCGAUAUCUGAAGAUCUUGCAGACGGUUUCAGACCAUUCCUUGUUGUUGCAACGUGUGGGACAACGAGCACCGGCGGCAUUGAUCCCCUGAACGAAAUUGCAGACAUAGCAGACGAACAUGGAUUAUGGAUGCACGUCGACGCGGCUUACGGCGGAUCUGUCGCAUUUUCAAGUACCCAUCGACCUCUAGUGGACGGACUUGGUCGUGCGGAUAGCAUCGCCUGGGAUCCCCACAAAUGGCUCUUCCAGACAUACGGCUGUGGUACUAUCCUCUUCCGCGAGAAAUCCCAUCCACUAAAGAGUUUUGCAUCCACAGCUCAUUUCUGCCGCGACUUUGAGGAUGAAAAGGAACCCCAGAAUCCCUGGAAUUAUGGAAUUGAACUGACGAGGCCCGCGCGGCACAUGCGACUUUGGUUCAGUCUGCAGGUACUUGGCAUGGACACGAUUGACAAGAUGAUUGGCCGAGGCUUUGAGUUAUCAGUUCUAGCUGAAGGCGAGAUAAAAAGGCUGGCAGAUUGGGUUAUCUUGGCCCCCACAUCUUUAGCCAUUGUGAACUUUCGGUUUGCCCCACACGGCGUGGAUGAAAAACUUCUCGACCAGAUUAAUACUCACGUUUCGAAAGAAUUGGCCGCUGAGAACAUCGCGUGCAUACUCACCACUCUGCUGGACGGUGUGGUUGGUCUCCGGAUGUGUACUAUCAAUCCGCGAACCACUGAUGACGAUAUACGUCGGGUGGUCAGAGCCCUUGGUAGCAGCGCUCAAGGAGCCUACAGGGAGCUUUUCAAAGCCCGAGAUUGA
Aspergillus oryzae RIB40 is the source of this 1464-nucleotide messenger RNA. RefSeq names its product pyridoxal phosphate-dependent decarboxylase family protein. Gene Ontology annotation, biological process: amino acid metabolic process. Lineage: Eukaryota; Fungi; Ascomycota; Eurotiomycetes; Eurotiales; Aspergillaceae. The record is from RefSeq and is a predicted model, not a curated record. The coding region runs from base 1 to 1464 and encodes 487 amino acids. The transcript has a single exon. Gene Ontology annotation, molecular function: carboxy-lyase activity; pyridoxal phosphate binding.